Arachis ipaensis is the source of this 3583-nucleotide messenger RNA. The record is from RefSeq and is a predicted model, not a curated record. NCBI's taxonomy places the organism in Eukaryota, Viridiplantae, Streptophyta, Magnoliopsida, Fabales, Fabaceae.
AAACGAAAUUACAACCAGCACCCUCUCUUCCCCUAGGUUUUACAAAGAAAGCCACCACCACGUGAACCGGUAGUCAGUCUUCCGACGACCUCGCUGACAUUGUUGACUCAAGACUUUGUACCAAACGAAGUUAUUGUAGAAGAAGGUUUUGCCGGUCUAUCGGUCUUCACCGGUCAGAUGACUGAUUGGGUUAUCCCUGUCUUUCAACAUGGGGGGAGUUUUGUCAAAGAUAACAAGGGUGAACUACUUUACAUUAAUGGGAAUGUAAAGAGAUUUCCUCCUUUGGAUCUUGAUUUAGUGAAUUAUUUUGAUUUGAAGAAAAUUUUUGAAGUACUUGGCUACCAUGCAUACAAAAAGAUGUAUUGGUAUGAUCCAACAGCUCCUAGUUAUGAAGCAGGCCUACAUCCUAUAUAUGGAGACAAGGAAAUCAGAGAGAUGUGUGACAAAAAGAGGGAGGAUAGAGAGACAGAUGAAUUGUGUUUGUUCUUUAAUCAUCCAAUUAUGAAAGAUGUUGAUUUUGAGGAUAGCGAUGAUACUGAUGAGCAUAGUGAGGCCGAGGUCUUGUCUGAUGAACUAAUUUCUGACAAUGAUAGCUAUGAUAGCUAUGAAAGUGCUGAAGACGAGGCGUAUAAACCCCCACCUCCAGGAUUUGAGGAUGACACCGAUGAUAGCUAUAAUAGCUUUGAAGAUGAAGAACUCAUGAAGAAAACAAAGAGAAAAUGUGGCAAAAGAGAUAAGAAGGGUAAGAAGAAAGCUGUUGGAAAAAAGGAUAAUGCAAGGAAGAAAGGUGGGCCUAAACAGACUACUAGGCCCAAUGACAAAUAUGGGCCCAAUAUAACUGUUGGGCCUACUCCUACUAAUGGGUCUACUCCUACUGCUAGGCCUAGUCCUACUGCUGGUGGGUCAGAAUUUGGUGUUGGACCGGGUAUAGCAGAGGAAGGGGAUGACAUCUUUAGUGAUGAGUCUGAUGGUUUAGGAUUUGAGUCAGAGGGGUUUGAUAUACCUCAAUCAUCAGACAAUGAGGGAGAUGAUUUUGAUUGGCCCCAAUUCAAUGAGGAAGCAGACUUUGGUGAUGUUCAACUCCAAUUGAACAUGGAGUUUGCCACAUUGGAUCAAUUCAAGCAUGCCUUAAAGGACUAUACUAUUGCUGAAGGAAGGAGAAUUUUUUAUGUUAAAAAUGAUAAUAGAAGAGUUAGAUGCAAGUGUGCAAGUGGGGAAGAGAAGGUUAUGAUUGCAAAGGCAAAGUUCAAGGCUAAAUGUAAGGCUAAAAGGAAAGAGACUGAUGCUGCAGAAGUGGAUAAUUCUGGAGAGAAUGGAACUGCUAUUGUCCCUAGCAGUGAUGAUAAUGAAUGUCCCUGGCUGAUUUAUUGUGCUUGGAAUAGUGCUAGAGGGUGCUACCAGAUUAAGACGUAUGAGCCUAAACAUACUUGUCCUAGGGAAUUCGGGUCUAACAUGGCUGAUCAGAAAUGGGUGGCUGAUAAAUUAGAGAAGAGGUUAUUGACCCAACCUCACAUGACUCAUGGCGAAGCUUUUGAUCAUAUUAAGAUAGACUUUAAUGUGGUGUGCAGUGACAAGAUGAUUUAUAGAGCUUUAAGGGUUGCUAGGGAAAGGUAUGUUGGGAAUGAGAGGGCUCAGUAUGGAAAGUUGAGAGAUUAUCUCACUGAAAUACACAGAAGCAAUCCUAGCAGCACUGCAUUGCUGGAAACAACCCCCACAAUUCCUGGUUCACCGCCAUUGUUUAGCAAACUGUAUAUUUGUCUAGAGGGGUGUAAAAGGGGGUUUAAGGCUGGUUGUAGACCACUGAUUGGGUUGGAUGGAUGUCACUUGAAAGGAUAUUAUGGGGGGCAAUUGUUGUCUGCUGUAGCUCAAGAUGUAAACAAUCACUUCUAUGUGAUUGCCUAUGCGGUAGUUGACAGUGAAACAAAACAAAGUUGGAAGUGGUUUUUAAAACUUCUUCAAGAGGAUAUUGGUAACUGCUCAACAGAAGAAUGGAAUUUUAUCUCGGAUCAACAGAAGGGUUUACUGCCUGCUUUGCAUGAGGUGAUGCCGAAUGCACACCACAGGAAUUGUGUAAGACACAUUUGGAAGAAUUUUAUUGGGAGGUUCAAGGACAAACAACUAAAAAAUAUGGUGUGGACAUGUGCAAAGAGUAGUAUAGAUGUAGAGUUCCAACAUCAUAUGCAGAGGCUAAAGAGGAUGAACGAAGAAGCAUGGGCAUAUCUUGCAAAGUUUCAACCCUCUUGCUGGACCAAAUCUUAUUUUAGUCAUUGGCCAAAACUUGACAACGUGACCAACAACAUGAGUGAGGUCUGGAAUGCCAAAAUUAACCACUAUAGGAGAAAGCCUAUUCUCACCAUGUUGGAGGAGCUUCGUUGUUACUUGAUGAGGAGAAUGGAAAAACACAAGAAGAUUCUAAGCACCUACACUGGAGUACUGGCACCAGUUCAGCAAAGGAAAUUGGAGGACCUUAUGAAGGAUACUAAAUUCUGGACGGCUCAAUGGACUGGUGACAAUGAUCGUAACGUGUUUGAGGUGCAGACACAUUCAAAGAAGGUUGGUGUUAAUCUUGGAAGGCAUACUUAUACCUGCAAUAUGUGGCAACUGACAGUUAAUUCUUUUGUAGGAAUACCAUGCGUUCAUGCAUUAGCAGCUAUUCAAAAGAGGUGUGAUAGGCCUGAACUAUAUGUGCAUCAUUGGCUGAAGAUGGAUGCAUUUAGAGCAACCUAUGAGCAUGUCAUGAAACCUGUCAACUCAGAAGAGUAUUGGGUAAAGACUGGACUACUAUCUCCAGAGCCACCCAUCAUUAGGAGACCUGCAGGCCGCCCCACGAAGAAAAAAAGGAAGGCGGACCCUGUUGAAGAUGCGCGUGAUGGAACAAAAGGACGACGAACAUUCAAGGUUACCUGUAAAAAAUGUGGCGAAUCUGGCCACAAUGCAAAAACAUGCAAGGGACCACCAAGGCCUAAACCCCCACCAAAGAAUAAAGGUAAAAAAAGGGUAAUGGAAAUGGAUCCACCAUUGCAGCAGGGUCACAGGAAGAAGUACAAGUAACCCUAUCAGCCCCUCAACCACAGCCACAGGAGCAAACUACUAACUCAUCCAACCAAGUUGCAUCAACAACAAGUUUUAGGCCUCCAAGACCCAAACAACAAAUUCUGAGACCUCAUGUAGCUCCGGUCACUGCCCCAACACCUCCUAUGAAGCUUGUUUCGGCUCUAAGACCUUUACCUCCACCAACUUUAACUCCUCCACCUACAGCCCCAUUUGCUCUAGUGCCUAGGUCACUCCAUCCGAAUCAGAUACCAAUAAUCUCUCCAGAAACAGUUGCUGUUACAAGCUCUGGAACUGUUGCCAGAGUAUUCAAGUUCAUGCCUACACCAGGACUCAACCUCCAAAAGAAGAAAUGAUAUUGCUCUAUGAUAUCAUGCUGAUUGUAGUUAUGUUGUUUAGUUUAUUAAGACCCUUUUGUAACAGAUUAUGGUUAUGUAGUGCAUUUAUGCAACUUUGAGCUAUGCUUUUGGAAUGUAUCUUUGAUGCUAGCAACAGAUAUAAACUAGCUAGGAGUAAGUUUUUUGUUGGAAUA